AUGGCGAUAUAUACGAGCUUGCCCGCCGAACUCCAGGAGGUGGACGUUAUCAUAGCAGGAGGUGGGAGCGCCGGCUGCAUCAUCGCAGCCCGACUUUCUGAUGCUGACCCGGGUCUGUCAAUACUCGUCGUCGAGGGCGGCGCUUCCAACCAGAAUAUCCCAUCACUUUCACACCCUGCAUUAUUCCUGAGCAACCUGGGCCCUAACAGCAACUACAACAUCUGCUAUAAGGCUAAGGCGUCGGCAGAUCUAGCCGACCGCGAACUUGAAGUCUUGGCAGGAGGAGUGCUGGGCGGCGGCUCCUCAAUCAACCUGAUGGUAUACUCGCGGCCGCAGCGUUCUGAUUUCGACGCCUGGUCGAUUCCAGGGUGGUCUGCCGAUGAGAUGCUAAUGUACAUGAACAAGCUGGAAACGUAUCAUGGCUCUCAUAGCAUUGGGAGCCAUGGUCAGAAUGGCCCGAUGCAGGUCUCUAGGGGUAGGUUUGGCUCUCGUCGGUUUCAAGAUGAUUUCUUGACCGCUGUUGAUGCCACGGGGUGGCAUGAGGUUCACGACCUGCAGACUAUGGAUGCCACUAUUGGGGCCCAGGCUGCGAUGCGCUGGGUUGAUUUGGAAGGACGACGGCAAGACACCGCUCAUCAAUACCUAUUUCCAAGGCUCAAUGACGGACGCCACUCUAAUUUGCAUGUGCUACUGCAGUCGCGAGUGAGACGUGUCUUAUUUGAUGCAAAGCGAGCAGUCGGGAUUGAGUACCAGCCCAGCCAAACUCAGACGCUAUCUUCGCUAAAGGCAAGAAAAAUGGUAAUUAUAUCAUGUGGCGCCCUUGGUAGCCCUUUAGUUCUUGAGCGCUCGGGAAUCGGCAAUCCCGACAUCUUACGGUCGGCUGGUGUGCCUAUCGUUGCUGAUGUUCCAGGUGUCGGAUCUCACUACCAAGAUCAUCAAGUCAUGUGUUACGCCUACAAAUCGUGCCUCAAACCAGAGGAGACUAUGGACGCUAUUUGGUCCGGCCGGCUUGACACCGAGGGACUAAUUCAUCACAACGAACGAAUUUUGAGCUGGAAUGCUGUUGAUGCAUACUGCAAGCUACGUCCAAGCGAUGCAGAUAUCACCAGUCUUGGGCCUGCGUUCCAGAAUGAAUGGGUUAAGGAAUACCAAGGGCGGGAAGACCGGCCUCUGAUGCUGAUAACCCCAGCAUGCGGGUUCUAUGGGGAUAGGGCCAGUGUUCCCAAGGGACAAUACUACUGUAUUGCGCCGUUUUCCACCUAUCCAGUCUCCAGAGGAGAAAUUCAUAUCACUGGCCCGGGGCUGGAAGACGUUCCGGAUUUCAGUACUGGUUUUUUGUCGGAUCCUGAGAACGUAGAUCUCAAGCAGCACAUUUGGGCAUACAAGAUACAGCGCAGGAUCGCGCGGAGAAUGGAGAUCUUCAGAGGAGAGGUUGCCCACAUGCACCCAGAAUUCUCGCCAGGUUCACAAGCAGCUUGCAUCGACGGUCCUGCAGUGGGUUCGGCUUAUGAAAUUUCAUAUAGCCAUGAAGACGACGAGGUAAUAGCACAAUGGGUUCGAAAGAAUCUCAGUUCAACAUGGCAUUCCCAGGGGACAUGUAGGAUGUCGCUAGUACGCGAACAAGGUGGCGUGGUAGAUGCUGACCUCAAUGUCUACGGCAUCGAGCGACUCAAGGUGGCAGAUCUGAGCAUCCUUCCAGGUAACGUGGGAUGCAACACUAACAGUGUCGCUAUGGCAAUUGGCGAGAAAGCCGCAGAUAUCAUCAUUCUAGAACUGGACCUCGAGACAUAG
Xylaria bambusicola is the source of this 1791-nucleotide messenger RNA. Its product is annotated as GMC oxidoreductase. Gene Ontology annotation, molecular function: oxidoreductase activity, acting on CH-OH group of donors; flavin adenine dinucleotide binding. NCBI's taxonomy places the organism in Eukaryota, Fungi, Ascomycota, Sordariomycetes, Xylariales, Xylariaceae. The record is from RefSeq and is a predicted model, not a curated record. Bases 1 to 1791 code for a protein of 596 amino acids. The transcript is spliced from 4 exons.